Messenger RNA from Pocillopora meandrina, 4136 nucleotides. NCBI's taxonomy places the organism in Eukaryota, Metazoa, Cnidaria, Anthozoa, Scleractinia, Pocilloporidae. The record is from the annotation of a GenBank genome assembly.
CGGGAAGGAAGUCUGGUAUCAUCUCUCGCAGGACACGUCCACGUAGAUGUCUUCAAUAUGCAAAAUGAGGAAUCAGCCGUGUUAAUUUACAAAUACACGACUGAGAUAGUCUAGUAAUUGCUUUUCAGUUUGUAGAUUUAAUUCAGUUUGUUUGAUUUUUUAUCGUAGUUUUUCGGAAUGCGUCGUUCAAUUACUCGCAUCUUGUUCGGCAUAUUUGUACAAUGGCUCACUUUGUUACCCUUGUCCCAAGCGAUGUUGAACGGGUUUACCACCAUCGUAGAGGCAGGAAAAGUGAACUGCUUUUACGAGAAUAUGGAAGUUAAUAAAACCUUGGAAAUGGAAUAUCAGGUGAGAGUUAUGAACUUAGGUAUACCACUGUACAUCGCAUAUUAGUGCAGUGUCCUAUCUGAGGGUUUCGAUAAAAUAUUUACUUUAAGUUCUCUUGUUAAACUUACAAAACACAUUAGAACUGUUUAAAAGGCAGAAUGAAUUAUCAGCACGUAAGCUUUAUUCGAACGUCUUCGUGAAAAUUUAUCCCGAUAGAAAUUUUUUCACUUAAUAUUUCACGGUAAAUCGCCUGCCUCUAUUGGAAACUUAAACAAUAAUUUAUCGGUACUCUGCUAGGCAACUAAUGGCGUUCAGAAAUAUGAAAUUUGUAUUUCAUUCUAGGAGCUUGAAUUGAGCCAAUGAUGAUAAGUGUUUCUCUAGAAUUUGAAUACCAUUAGAAAAUGAAUAUUUUUAAAACUUCGUCUAAUAAUCAUCACGUUCCGACCUUUGUGGAAAACAGCACAACCUAGUCUCCUGGUUAAAUUUGAUAUAUUUCAAUUUCUCUGCAAUUAGACAGAAGCUUCACAAUUUAACAUCUAUCCCAAUUUCAACCUGCUGGCAGGCGAGGAAAACCUUAAAUUAAUUUCUCAUUUGCUGAAAACAACAGGCUGGUAAUGAAUAAAGGGGGUUAGUUACUAAAGAGACUGUGGUGCUGUGCUAGUGGAAGUGUAACAAGAUAAUUUGGUUUUAUCAACUAAGUUGAUAGUGUAAAUUGGCCACCAUAAGGAGUUUCAAAGCUGACAUUUAGAGCAUUAGCCCUUCAUCAGAGCAAAAGAUGAAGGGCAUUGAUGUUGGCAUUGAAACUCUUUACAUUAUCAGCUCAGAAUAAUUUUCGUAAUAAGAUUUGUAUUAUGAGACAAUACUUCAACAUCAUAUUUUUCAAUUGGAUUUAAAGAAGGAAAUACAGACAUAUGGCCAUAAGUUUCAUGGGUGGAUUGGUUAACCAUAUUUCUUAGGUAUGAAGGCUGACCAGAAGCUCUGUUAUACCAAGGAUGGUAAAGUAAAUUUCUUUGAUUGAAGGCAAACAGACCUUUUAUGCUGAAGAAAAAUAUAACCUGUUUUAGUUUCUUAAUCAUAAUGAUAUUAACACUUUUACUAUAUUGCCACUUAAACAAAAUUAUGUAAGGUUUUCUCAGAUGUCAUGUUCUGUUAUUUUGAAUGGAAGCCUUUGAAAGAUAUACGACAAGUUUGUAAGAAGCCAUUGCUAGGUGAAAGUGAUAACAGAUUUGGCUCACAUGAAAACCAUCUUAUCCUUUGUGUUUUUAUUUCAUUUUUUUUCUUUCUGCAAUUGCACAGGUGGUUGAAGGAGGGGGAGAAAUGGACAUUACCUUUCAAGUGAUUUCUCCUAGUGGAGCACUGGUAGUGGAUGAUCAAAAGAAAACAGAUGACUUACAUACUAUCCAAGCAGAUGAGAAAGGAGUAUAUGCAUUCUGUUUUGAUAAUUCAUUCAGUACACUGGCAGAGAAAACUGUCUAUGCAGACUUAGGACUUGAAAGUGAUGACAUAGACAACUGGUUAUCAGAGCUGGAGGGAGACAAAAGUAUAGAAGACCAGCAGCUACAAGUUGAAAGUUUACGGGUAUUGCUAAUAAAUAUACGAGUUUACUUAACACAGUAAAAUGUGCCUUUCAAAACUAUGCAUAGUGAGGCCAUGUUGUGUUGUCAGAUUUCAUGCAAGACUGGGAACUAUUCAUUUAAAAUGUUCCAGAGUUUCCAUGUUUGCACAAAACAUUGGGCAAAUUCUAAACAUGAAAUCCAUUUAAACAUUUAAAUCUGAUCCUUGUUAAGUUUGCGUUUGAUUCCAUGUAAUGCAGGGGACAACUUUAGAGAGACUAGCACUCCAUCUAUAAUUGGCUAUAGUGCUGGUUGCUUCUUAAUACAGAGUGCAGGAUAGGCUCUGACAACUGAGCGAGUCACUCUUGUAUGCAGGCUUUAGCUUUCUUUGUUAAACUGAGCUAGAAUGGAUGAUGGAUGUUUCAGUAUUGGAAAACACAUGUUGUAGAUCAAAGUUAAUUACAAGUCAGGAUGAGUUCAAGCAAGUCUGUCAUAUAGUCUCCCUAGUUCUACAUUACCAAAUCCAUUACACAAUGAAAAAUCUAAACCCUAACCAGAGUUAAAUAAUUCAUUCUAAGAGUAUUUUUAACCCCAACCUACAUAUUUAAAGGCCUAUGUUCAUUAACCUUUGUAUCCUUUUGUUGACAGACCACACUUGAGAAUAUAAAAAUGCAGUUGGAGAAAGCUCAGGGUUAUCAGACCUACCUUACAAAGAAGAAUGUAAAGAGUCAUUUUCUUGUAACUAGGAGUGGAAGUAGAGUGUUUUGGUGGUCUCUUGUACAAAGUGUUGCCCUUGUUGGAGUGGCUAUAUGCCAAGUAUUAAUUGUGAAGAAUUUCUUUGGUACUAAUAGUACUGGACAAAGGAUUUGAACAUUUUUUUUUUAGUUUAUUCCGAGUUUUAGUGAUGAUCCCUCUACAUUUGCAGUUUCUUUGGGGGUGAACACUGUUAUCUUUACUGACUGUUUUCUCAUUUGCUUUUGCUAAGUCUUGAUAUGAAGCUAGCUGAUGACAGAAAAACACAUCUUUUUCUUUCUAGAACAAUUUUUUAAAUAAUAUUUAGAGCUUUAUAUUGAUUUCAGUAAAAAAAAUAUCUUUUCACUACUAAAUAAUACAAGAGUUUCACUAUCCAACUUGAUGGUGAUGAUGCCUUCUAGAUACAGGACUUGAAACUUCCUGUGAUCAAGUGUGGUUUGUUUUCUCUUGAACAGACUCUGAAGGAAAGAUAACAUUGUGUCUAGGUUUGUCCUACAGAAUGGCAGUGUAAUCAGACUAUCACCUUGACAUGUUGCAUACUGAUGAAAAUGUUUUCCCUGUUAAGGAGAUUAUGUAGCAAAAUUGUCAUGAACACAGAUUGACUUACAUGUAGGAUUGCUCUUUUGUCUUGCAAAUAAAUGACAUUAAAAUAAUUAUUUUUAAAAAGUGGGGCAGACAUUAAGUCAACAUUUAACAACCAAUGAAUAAGCAGAGAUAUCAAGAGAAAUUAUGAUAAGAAAGGAAUGUAAACUGUGCUAGAUCAGUAGUACAGACAGAAAUACUUACAAAUUUUCCUAACUGAUAUAAAGAAAUCCCACCAGGAAAGUUUUACAUUAACACGUUUCUCUGCAUCAAAGUUUGCAACAUGAAAUAUGUGCCUCCUGAAGACAUUAUGACUUAAUUGUGUAGAAAAACAAGUUGUUGGCUAAAGAAUGUUAUUUUGAUUAAAGUGGCAUUUUGGACACAUCUGUGCUCUUGAAACAAUACAAAAGUUGUUUACCCAAAUGUUUAUUCAUUAUGCUACAAAUUUCAAACUAAGCACUGAAUGUAGUUAUCAGCUUCCAAUCAAUUUAGCCUGUGGAAUACUCCUUCAACAUUUGAUGUGAAGUAAGUCUACUUUAUUAAAAAUAUUUUUUAAAGAAAAUACUGACUAUAACCUUUGGGAUUUUAAUGGAGCAAAAAAGCCCUUUAUGAAUUAAAAGUGUCAUGUUAAUGGAUGAAGUUCAUGGAAAUCUUGAGGAAAUCAAUAAUUCCAUUAUCUAGGCAUGGAAAACCAGAUAUUUGAUUAUGGGAUUGUGUAAAGUCAUGGAGAAUUCCUGAAGAUGAUAGUUUUGAGAUUGGUCUAGGGAUAAUGCCUUCAUAGCGUGAAUUUUUUGACAUAAUUUCAAAUUUACUUUUUUUAUGGCAAGUUAUGGAGAACAUCGAAAAAAGUCAUUGAAAUGAUCAUAGAAAGUCAUAGACUUUAACAAAUUUGUAAGAUUAAGAACUCAAUCCUGGUCACCA